GUGCCAGGGCUCCCAGGGUUGGGGUUCUGCCAGUGUGUUUGGCCAUUCCUCCCCUGUGCUUUUUGCAGUGGGCAUUGCUGGGGUGCAGCUCUGGGUUUGCUCAGCAGUUUCUCCCAUGCAGGAGGUUUCCCCCGCUGUCCCUCCCGCCCAUCACUUUUGACACCCUCGGGGCUCAACCUGAAACGUGAGGGCUGUGAAGUUUGCCACUCUGUCACCCUCCCUUCUUGUCCCAGGCAUUCCAGGUCCCUGCCAGCCCCCCAUCAAAGCUUGCUGUGGAAGCGGGACGGCCCCGGGAGCGUGGUGGGCGCCGUGCCCAGUGGCAGGAGGCCAGCAGUGUGUGGCAGGCCUGGUGGUGGUCUCAGAGCACGCUGGGCGGAGGUGUGAGCAUGGCAGGAAGUCACACGAGCUGGCAGGAGGGACACAGGACGUGCUGCCACACAGCCACUCCUCGCUGCUGUCACAGCACAGCAGUGGUGGCUGCGGGGGCGAGCCCCGUGGGGUGCCACCACGCCGAGGACAGGCAGGGACAGGGCGGCUCUGGUGGCAGUGCUGGGGAAAGGGACGCUGUGCCGUGAUGGGGCACAACAGCCCUCUGAGACACUCGUCAUUUCCCCCCUGCUAUUUCCAUCCAGAGGACUCAGUGAGGACGUGUCCCACCUGCCUGGCACUGCUGGCCAUGACCCCACUGCUGUGACUCCAGCGAGCCGGUGAGCAGCACAGCGGAGAGCAGGGGGCUGACAUGGCCAGCGUCAUCCUGGAGAGCAUCUUCUUGAAGCGCUCGCAGCAGAAGAAGAAAACGUCUCCCCUCAACUUCAAGAAGCGCCUGUUCCUGCUGACGGAGAGCAAGCUGUCCUACUAUGAGUAUGACUUUGAGCGGGGGCGCCGGGGCAGUAAGAAGGGCUCUGUGGACGUUGAGAAGAUCACCUGUGUGGAGACAGUGGCACCUGAAAACAACCCUCCCCCUGAGCGGCAGGCCCCGAGGAAAGGGGAGGAUUACAACAACAUGGAGCAGAUCUCAAUCAUCGAACGGUUCCCCUACCCCUUCCAGGUGGUCUAUGACGAGGGGCCCCUCUACAUCUUCUCCCCGACAGAGGAGCUGCGCAAGCGCUGGAUCCAUCAGCUGAAGAGCGUGAUCCGGUACAACAGCGACCUGGUCCAGAAGUACCACCCCUGCUUCUGGAUCGACGGCCAGUACCUGUGCUGCUCCCAGACAGCCAAGAACGCCAUGGGCUGCCAGAUUCUGGAGAGCAGGAAUGGCAGUUUAAAAGUCGGGCGGUCACAUCGCAAGACUAAGAAGCCCCUUCCCCCAACUCCUGAGGAGGACCAGAUGGUGAUGAAGCCUCUGCCCCCCGAGCCAGCCCCCAGCACAGCAGGGGAGAUGAAGAAGGUGGUGGCCCUCUACAACUACGAGCCAAUGAACGCGCAGGACCUGCAGCUGCAGAAGGGCGAGGAGUACUUCAUCCUGGAGGAGAGCCACCUGCCCUGGUGGAAAGCCCUUGACAAGAACGGGAGGGAAGGAUACAUCCCCAGCAACUACGUCACUGAAACCAGAAAUUCCCUGGAGAUCUUUGAGUGGUACUCAAAGAAUAUCACUCGGAGCCAAGCGGAGCAACUGCUGAAACAGGAGGGUAAGGAAGGGGGCUUCAUUGUCCGAGAUUCCACCAGCAAGACAGGGAAAUACACUGUCUCUGUCUAUGCCAAGUCCUCUGUAGACCCCCAAGGCACGAUCCGCCACUAUGUGGUCUGCUGCACCCCCCAGAAUCAGUAUUACCUGGCAGAAAAACACCUGUUCAACAGCAUCCCAGAGCUUAUCACCUACCACCAGCACAACUCUGCAGGGCUCAUAUCCAGACUGAAGUACCCCGUGUCUCAGCACAAGAAAAGUGCUCCUUCCACAGCUGGCCUUGGCUAUGGAUCAUGGGAGAUCGACCCCAAGGAUCUGACCUUCCUGAAGGAGCUCGGGACGGGGCAGUUUGGUGUGGUGAAGUACGGGAAAUGGAGAGGCCAGUACAACGUUGCCAUCAAGAUGAUCAGGGAGGGCUCCAUGUCAGAGGAUGAGUUUAUUGACGAAGCCAAAGUCAUGAUGAACCUGUCUCACGAGAAGCUGGUGCAGCUCUACGGGGUCUGCACUAAGCAGCGUCCCAUCUUCAUCAUCACCGAGUACAUGGCCAACGGCUGCCUCCUGAACUUCCUGAGGGAAACACGGCAGCGCUUCCAGCCUGCCCAGCUGCUGGAGAUGUGCAAGGAUGUCUGUGAAGCUAUGGAGUACCUGGAAUCCAAGCAGUUCCUGCACAGAGACCUGGCGGCUCGAAACUGUUUGGUGAAUGACCAAGGAAUUGUGAAAGUGUCAGAUUUUGGUCUUUCCAGGUACGUGCUAGAUGAUGAGUACACAAGCUCCAUGGGGUCCAAGUUCCCAGUGCGGUGGUCUCCUCCUGAAGUGCUGCUGUACAGCAAGUUCAGCAGCAAGUCUGAUGUCUGGUCCUUUGGCGUUCUGAUGUGGGAAGUUUAUUCCCUGGGAAAGAUGCCCUACGAGAGGUUUAACAACAGCGAGACAACCGAGCACGUCAUCCAAGGCCUGCGCCUGUACCGGCCGCAGGCGGCCUCGGAGCGGGUCUAUGCCAUCAUGUACAGCUGCUGGCACGAGAAGCCUGAGGAGCGCCCCACCUUCACCGUGCUGCUGAGCAGCAUCCUGGACAUCGCCGACGAGGAGUGCUGACCACGGGUACUGCCCGCUGACCCUGCCAGCGCCGCCUCUGCCCAGCGGGACACACGUGUGCACCGGGUGGCACGGCUGUCAUGGACACGGCACAGCUGUCACGGACACGGCACGGGUGUGCAGAAACCUGGGGGACCCCCACGGCCACACCCACAGCCCCAUCACAUGCUCAGGGCUUCAUCACAGCCCUGGAACUGCAUCACAUCCCUGGAACUGCAUCACAUGCUCAGAGCUCCAUCACCCCAGAACUCCAUGACAUCCCCGUAGCUCCAUCGCAUCCCCAGAACUCCCUCACAUCCCUGGAGUUCCAUCACCGCCCCGGAGCUCCAUAACCACCCCAGAACUCCAUCACAUCCCUGGAACUCCAUCACAUCCCCGGAGCCCCAUCACCGCCCCAGGGUUCCACCACAUCCCUGGAACUUCAUCACCGCCCUGGAGCUCCAUCACCACCCCAGAACUCCAUCACAUCCCUGGAACUCCAUCUCAUGCUCAGAGCUCCAUCACAUCCCUGGAACUCCAUCGCAUCCCCGGAGCUCCAUCACAUCCCUGGAGCUCUCUCACAUGCUCAGAGCUCCAUCACCACCCCAGAACUCCGUCACAUCCCUGGAACUCCAUCACAUCCCCGGAGCCCCAUCACCGCCCCAGGGUUCCACCACAUCCCUGGAACUUCAUCACCACCCCAGAACUCCAUCACCACCCCAGAACUCUAUCACAUCCCUGGAAGUCCAUCAAAUGCGCAGAGCUCCAUCACAUCCCUGGAAGUCCAUCUCAUGCUCAGAGCUCCAUCACAUCCCCAGAGCUCCAUCGCAUCCCCAGAGCUCCAUCACAUCCCUGGAGCUCUCUCACAUGCUCAGCGCUCCAUCACCACCCCACAACUCCAUCACAUCCCUGGAACUCCAUCUCAUGCUCAGAGCUCCCUCACAUCCCCGGAGCUCCAUCACAUCCCCGGAGCUCCAUCACAUC
This is a messenger RNA of Taeniopygia guttata (zebra finch), 3679 nucleotides long. Lineage: Eukaryota; Metazoa; Chordata; Aves; Passeriformes; Estrildidae. The record is from RefSeq and is a predicted model, not a curated record.